CUCGUCAAUGCGUGUAUGCCUGUCUAUGACCGAAAUGCUUCGAUUCAUUCAUUCAUACCACGAUCUGUCGUCAGUCAACGAGCAAACAAAUAGUCACCUCGCCACACAAUACGCACACACGAACAAAACUGUACACAGCAAUAGAGCUAGCAACAUCACCUCAUAAGGAUUCCAUCGACAGCACUCUCAGCGUUCGCCAGCCGCUCCCCCACCCCGUCCGCACACGCAAAGGGCUGCACAAAGGAGAUCCCCGUCACGCGAUACACCGGCCCCCCACAGUCAGGCAGCCUCUCAUGAGUCCCCACCAGACACACCCAGCCGUGGAACGCCAGCAGGUCGGGAAGCCACACAGACAAGACCGUCUCAUUCGCCGCGCCCUCGAAAAGCGCCGGGGUGCCAUCACUCGCUGCUGCUGCUGCUGCUGCAGCUGCUGCUGCUGGCGGUGGCGGCUGCAGGGGGAUGUUUGCCGGCAGGGUGGGAAGGUGGUCUGUCCAGAUGUCCGCUGCCGCCAUCGCGCGGAUGCAGGGCAGCUCCGGGUGGCUGCUGUCGAUGAGGGAGAGCUCAAUCGUCAGCCGCUGGGGGUCUAGAACGGCAUCCUGCCCCUCUCGCCUGUACCUCAGCCGGGCGGCGUGGACCGCCACGUAACGCCACUCUUCUCCCCCCUCCACCUCUGUGUCCAUCAUUGCUCCAUCUCUCAUCGGCUGCUCCUCAUUCAGCCCACCGAAGUCUAUGUCGUCAAGCAGGUCCUCUAUGUCAGCAUCUGCUGGCGCCGCAGCAGCAGCAGCCGCCGCCGCCGCAGGAACAGCAGCUGCAGGAAGAGCCACAGGAGCUCCGGCAGGUGGUGGUACUAGAUCGUUAAGUCCGUCCAGCAAAUCGUCAAGGUCGGCAUCAUCAUCAAACAUCGAGGACGGCAUCGUCGGGAUCGGCUGCAUCGGCUGCAGCUGCUGCUGGCCCUCAUAAGCGACAGUCAUCCCCUGCGGUGCUCUCGCCGGUCCUCUCGGCCGCACCACACGCGCAGGGGGCGGCAACGGGCGUGGGCGUGGGCGUGGCGGGAAGAGGGCUGGGGGUGGUGGCCGUGCAGCAUUGUUAAAUGGCUGUUGACUGAUGAAGGCGUUGCCGUUGUUGCUUGGUGGCGCUCUCUUGGCUCUCUUGUUGGCAUUCGCUGCUGCUGCUGCUGCUGCUGCUGGGUGGGUGGACGCAGAGGGGAGGGCGAGAGCUGUGGCAUCGGAUGGGUCGUCGCCGCCACCACGCAACGGCGGCAGCUCGUGCAGGAGGGUGACGUUGUCGGCGGUUAGAAGCACCUGCCCACGACGGAUCAGCGGCCCGCCCUGCACACACACACACACACACGCAGAGCAGGUGGAUCACUGUGCAUGUGUGUGUGUGUGUGUGUUUGACGGCUGUUGUUCUCAUCUCACCUGUAUGAGCAACUUCUGCAAUGGGAAGAAGCCAUCGCUCGGCACGUGGGCCAUGCGCCGGUACUCGAACGCCUCAAACGUCACCCUCCCAUCCGUCAGCCGAAACUUGAGCGCCCGCUGCGCCCUCUCGCCCCCUCCGGGACCCUUCCUCUGCCCGCCGUCCCCCUCUUCGCCCGCCUUUCUGUUCUUGAUGGGACGAGCGAUGUCCACCACAUCCUCUAUCUGCGCCAGCACCCUCCCUGGUUGCAGCGCGGUGCCGUGUGUGGAGUCGAUAGGUCCGGCGAGGGAGCCCCGGGCCACUAUCUGCUUGAGAUCAGCCGCGAGGAAGGCCUGCCACUCGUCGUGUUGAGGAGGCGCGUUGCUGAUGAGUGAUCGCCAGUUGGGGCGGAGGGACGUGCUGGAUAGCGUCUGGAGGGUUCCAGAAAGCGAAGCCAU
Messenger RNA from Vitrella brassicaformis, 1853 nucleotides. NCBI's taxonomy places the organism in Eukaryota, Vitrellaceae. The record is from the annotation of a GenBank genome assembly.